Kalmanozyma brasiliensis GHG001 is the source of this 1095-nucleotide messenger RNA. RefSeq lists its product as uncharacterized. The record is from RefSeq and is a predicted model, not a curated record. Bases 1 to 1095 code for a protein of 364 amino acids. The transcript has a single exon. NCBI's taxonomy places the organism in Eukaryota, Fungi, Basidiomycota, Ustilaginomycetes, Ustilaginales.
AUGGCCUCUACACGCGCCGUCUCAAGGCUUGUCAUCCACUUCGCUCUAGCCUGUCUUCUCUCGGCCCUUCUCACUGUCAAUGCGCGGAGUGCAGUAUCUGCUCAAUACGUCCUCAAGCGAGACGAUGCUGACGACAAAACACACAUCGGCUCGGCUGCGGCUCAACACACUGCAUCAGAACAUUCCAAGAAGGAGCACGAGCAACCUUCUCAACACGGCACUCACCGCUCAGCAAACAACAAAGGGGACGGUCUGAGCGAACAUACCCUCAAGUCGUGGCUGCAUAGGCUCGGCCUCAAGGCGAACAACCACCAGGCUACCGCGCUAUAUCACAGGAUCCAGACAAAGGAGCAUCGCCACCGCCAUGGAAAGAGUCACGCUGGACACGAAGCCAGCGGAAGAUCGUCGCGGAAUGGUUCGCAUCAUGAGGGCAAAGCCGGUCGUGCGAGGGGCAGUGGCGGCAAGGGAAAGAUUACGCGACCUGUGCCCGUUGUCGUCACGUCCCCUGGGCUGAGCAGGCCGCGAGGGGGCUCAGACGGAGUCGGACACUCUUCCAUGUCUCCAACAACGCAGAACUCUUCGCCUAUCGCAGCUGCUGUGGCUCCUCUGCCAGAGCCAGCCAGUACCUUGCCUGCGCCGACAUCAUCCCGCUCAUCCAACCAGUCGCGUUUCGGCGAUCAAUUCAUCCCUCCUCCCGUGCCCAUCGGCGGCGUCGUCUCUCCCGACACGCUGCCGCCGCUCACCAUCCCUCCUUCAUCAACCUCAUGCACAUCGGAGGGCGGCACAUCCGGCAUUAGUCCUUCCUCCACUCCUCCUCCCUUCAACAAAAACCUCAUCGAUGGCGGAGACGCGCGACUCGAUCCGCUCCUCAACUCCUCAAACAGUAGCGGACAGAGCAUCUCUGGUAUCCCCAUCGCGAGGGACGACGGAGACGCGAAAGCUGUGCAGCCGCAAGUGGCGAAUGCGACGAAGACCGGUGCUGGAGGAAGAGUGGGUUCGGGGGCAGGGAGGGGGAUGGAGUUGGACGGGGCUACUUGGACCAUCGUAGCUGUGGGCAUAGGACUGGUGGUCACGGUCCUGUUCUUCGCAGUGUGA